CUAUUUCCAAUAAUACAAUACACUGUAAUCUUUGGUUAAAAACAAAAAAUACGAUACGAAAAUCGAAAUAGAUACAAUCAAUUUUCGUACUAUGUUUAAUAUUGUAAUGUUAAUAAUUUUAAGUUUCGUAGGUUUAAUAUUUACAUAAUAUAUAAUCAAUAACGUACCGCAACUCCUACGAUAAACAGCGAAUUUGUUUGAGAUAAUCAGAAAUGGGAGAUUUAAAGAUUUCAUCACCAAAUAAUGAAGAAAAAAUAUGUGAAAUUGAUCCUAUUUACGAUAUCAUUGACUACUUGGUAAGGUGUGCAAACAUUUCUUUUAAAAAUCCACAUUAUAACAAAGCAGAAAUACGGACAAGCGAAAAAAUUCAAGUGGCAUACAAAAUGUACACUCAAUCACCUACACAAUUUUUAAUACAAUUCGGUAAAUAUUUAUCACCGAAUCACAUCGAAUAUUUCCAAAACGUAGAAAUUAACAAUACCAAUAAGGAUUACAAAGCAUGUAUAGAACAGUUAAAACUAUAUCACUCAAACGAAUGCAAAAAUAAAAGAAUACGAAACCGUCGAUACAGAGCCAUGCAGAAGUUACAAGACACUGAUUAUUUUAGCGAAAAACAAAUGAUGUAUCGCAACCCAUUACUGUAUGAACAGCUUGUGGGCCAGUACAUGACCGACGAAGAAAAACUUGAACGAGAUGGUGCUGAUAAUGAAAACUUAACUUUCCUUAGUAUGAUAUUGGAAACAGUAGACAGAAAUGAAAUGAGAGAAACAAAAAACAGACAAAUGCUAAUUGAGGGUGAAACAUCAACACAAACUUUACAAGAUACAGAAAGUACACCUAGUCAAGGAAAGCGAUGGGGAGAUUUUGAUGUACCAGACACAAAACCCAACUACAUUCCUGAAACUGAGAAACGUUGUAUGAUAAAUGCAAACGAGAGAAACCUUUUAAGAGAAGAGUUCUUGCAAGAAAUGUGCAGUAGUUUCAUUGAGGGCAGAGAUAUUGACUUUGAUUAUGACAGUGUUGACAAUAACGAGGAAUAUGAUGAUUUACAACAAAUGUCACGGGAUGCUGAAGACAAAUACUUUGAUUCUGAAGACAAUGAUGCGGAGACAUUGGAGGAGCACAUGCAGCACGUCCAAGAAUAUGGAAGAAAGAAGUCGAAUGAUAGUAACAGUGACACUCUAGAUGUUUUUAUGCAACAUAUUUCAAAUAAACUGCAACAAAGUUAAUAAAUAUUGUUUUAUUGUACAAAUAAACAUACUUUAGUGUUAUAA
Messenger RNA from Bicyclus anynana (squinting bush brown), 1274 nucleotides. Its product is annotated as coiled-coil domain-containing protein 97. The transcript has a single exon. The record is from RefSeq and is a predicted model, not a curated record. Bases 213 to 1229 code for a protein of 338 amino acids. Lineage: Eukaryota; Metazoa; Arthropoda; Insecta; Lepidoptera; Nymphalidae.